This is a messenger RNA of Colius striatus (speckled mousebird), 990 nucleotides long. RefSeq names its product natural killer cells antigen CD94. The record is from RefSeq and is a predicted model, not a curated record. Bases 63 to 848 code for a protein of 261 amino acids. Lineage: Eukaryota; Metazoa; Chordata; Aves; Coliiformes; Coliidae. The transcript has 7 exons.
CUGUGGUGUGCCCCUACUCCCAAAAUACUGCUAUAGCAGAAAAGAAGUGUGGUGAUCUGGAGAUGGAGGAUGAGGAAGGCUACACCGCUUUAAAUUUACGACCCUCAGCUUCAGUUAUUACUUCUGGAUAUUUGAGCAGCAACAAAUGUUCUGCAUUUAAGGCUCCAGCCACUUGUGUUACAGUAGACAGAGUCUCUGCCUCAUCUUCCUUAUGGCGGCCGGUAGCCUUUGGUUUCCUUGCCUUGUGCCUGGUGCUGCUGAUGGGGCUGGUAGCCCUGCUGGCUCUGUACUGGCCCUGUUCUCCCAGUGGAAAUCAUAUGGCAAGAAGGGCAACAGGACAGUUCUCCCAUGGAAGAACCCUCACAGCUGUGUUUUUUCAGGUAUCCAAAGACUCUGAGGAAGGAAAGAAGCUGGAUGAAAUGAGGGAAGCAUUGUGUUUUGAAGGGAAGGAGAACAAUGAAACAAAAUGUGCUCUCUGUCCAGCAAGGUGGCAAAACACUGGAGCUGACAACUGCUUCUACAUUUCUAAGCAGAAGAAAACAUGGAAACAAAGCCAGGAGUUCUGUUCCUCAAGAAACUCCACUCUUCUUGUGCUAAAAGACAAAGCAAAGAUGGUUUCCCUGCCACAGGAUUCAGAGUUUUACUGGGUUGGAUUAUCGCACAUAUCUGAAAGGAGAGGCUGGUACUGGGAGGAUGGAACAGCUUUUUCAAGAGAAGAGACAAAUUGGGUUGUAUUAUACGACAACAUCUUCUGUGCCUCCUUAUAUGGCCGAAUUAUUUAUACCAGUCGCUCCUGUUCAACAAAACAAUUCUGGAUCUGUGAGAAAGUGACAGUUCGUUUCAUUUGAAGAAGCACUGCAAGAAGCGAUGUGGAAUUUGCCACUGCGAAGUACCAACUUUAGGAACUGGAAGUUUUGAACAUAUUUUUCUUUUUAUUUGUUUAUCAUGCAGUUUUCUCAGAAUGACAAUAUAAAUGGGCAGUUGAUUACA